Lucilia cuprina (Australian sheep blowfly) is the source of this 2375-nucleotide messenger RNA. RefSeq names its product neprilysin-3. The transcript has a single exon. Lineage: Eukaryota; Metazoa; Arthropoda; Insecta; Diptera; Calliphoridae. The record is from RefSeq and is a predicted model, not a curated record. Gene Ontology annotation, molecular function: metalloendopeptidase activity. Gene Ontology annotation, biological process: protein processing. The coding region runs from base 40 to 2136 and encodes 698 amino acids. Gene Ontology annotation, cellular component: plasma membrane.
AAAUUCAAUCAGUUGUUUUAAUCAAUUCGUAACGUCGUGAUGUUGUUCAAAACGCGUCUACAGCCAAUACAAAUUUUACUCUACGCCCUUCUAAUAAUCUUUGUAAAAAUCAUUAAAGCUAAACGUUCAGUUGACCAGCCACAAUGUGACUCUGCAUUUUGGUCAAAUAUACAAAUACAAUCAGAUCAAUAUGUUGAUGUAUAUGAAAAACCUUGUGAUGACUUUUGGACAUAUGCAUGCGGUAAUUGGCGUCCACCUUCACAGCUGAGAUUUGCCAAACCCACGGAUACAUUGUCCACCAUUAAGGCAGCCAAUAAAUAUUUGCUGUUGCAGUAUUUUGAGGAUGUGGAAAAAGGCAGGCAUAUUAAUGACACCGCUAAGGGAGUAGCCACUUUUUAUAAAUCUUGUCUCGAUAAAAGAGCUUUUAAAUCUAAAGCUCAAGAUGAACAAGCCAUACGGGUGUAUACAGAUAUUUUAAAAAAUAUCACCAGCAAUUGGCCCAUUUUGCAGAGAAACUUUAGUGAAAAUAAUGUGGAUAAAUUAUUCAAUUGGGAACAAGUGUCAGCAGAAAUGCGUAGAUAUGGUGCCCAGGCUUUGAUGAGCAGUAAAAUACAACCCAAUUGGCAAAAUUCUCAACAAUUAAUAUUCUAUAUAAUGCCUCCCUCUUUUGAGCUGCUUAAAGCUCGACAAUCGGAUACAAAAGUGGAUGAGGAAUCAGAAUUUCUUUACAAGCGUUAUAUAAAACUAUUAAUGAUGGAUUUAGGUGUUCGUGUAAGAAAAGCCAAUCAAAUUGCUGAGGAAAUUAUAGAAUUUGAAAAAUCGCUGAUGGAUUUGGUCAAUAAUGAACGUUCGGUGGUUUUAAAAGAGCCUCAAUCUUUAACUUCUUUGGCUGCUGAAAUACCUGAUAUAGAUCUUUUGAAAUACUUCAAUACUUUAAUGCAGAAUUUUAAACUACCUGCUAACUAUCAAGACUCUCUACUAAUAGUGGCUGAUAAGCAGUAUUUAAGACAUUUGUCUCAUUUCCUUACAAAAUCUAGUGCUGAGAUUAUAGCCAAAUACUUUUUGGUGCAAUUCCUGGCCAAUUUUCAAGUUAAUCUGCAUGAAGAGUAUAGUUUUAUCAAGCAAAAAGAGGAAUGUCUAAUGCAACUAAAUGAUUUCAUGCCUUCGGAAUUGUCUCAUUUGUUUCUGCAACUGCGUCAUGGUAAUGCUGAAGAAUUUUUGCAGCAAACCGAGCAGCAUUUAAACAAAAUCUUUGAUAAUCUUAAGCAGCAAUUUGAAAAGCUUUUAAAUAGUUCAGUGGUAUUUGAAAGAGAUCCAGCCACCAAGAUCUUGAGCAGAGAGAAAUUGAGAGCCAUGAAAUUACUCUUACCCACGUUGGAAUUAAGCACGAGUGAGCAAUUUGUAAUGGGAGAUAACUAUGAUGUUAAUUUAAUAAAUUUAUCUAAAUGGAAGACCACGCAACAGCUUAACAAAACCAUACCACAUAUGGUAAAGGAGGCAAGUUCCAUAAAACUGGAAACAAAACAUUCUUUAACUUCUUUGUAUAGAUACCAAUCCUAUGGACCUUUGGAUGUUAAUGCCUAUUAUCGCUUAAAGAAGAAUGCCAUUGAAAUACCUUUGGGUAUCUUGCAGACACCUUUAUAUAACCAGUGUUUAAAACCAGCCAAAAUCUAUGGUGGUUUGGCCUAUAUAUUGGCUCAUGAGAUACUGCAUGGUUUUGACUAUGAUGGCUUGAAUUAUGACAAAUUGGGCAAUGUGGCCAAUGCUUGGGGCGUUAAGGCCAUCAUUAAGUUUGGCGUUAGAUCCAACUGUUAUCUUAAUGAACGUUAUGAUAAUGGUCAUGUUACAAUCAAUGAAAAUAUAGCAGAUUCUGAGGGUUUACGUUUAGCUUUGGAAACGUUUUUAGAAAGUGAAAUGGAUGAGUCUUUCGGUCAGGAAGAUUUGAAGUUGUUUUUCCUUAGCUACGCUCAAACUUGGUGUGGCAAUAGCAGUAGUGAUAGCACACAAAUACAUUUACAUGCCAGUCAUCGGGAGAGAGUUAAUAAUGUUUUGGGCAACUUUAUGGAAUUUGCUGAUGUUUAUAAAUGUCGUCCGGGGAAUAAUAUGCAUCCUGAGGAAAAGUGCAGAAUAUGGUAGUGAUAAUAAUCCUUUUUAUAUAUGUGAUUUAUUUAACCCUUAGCCGGUACGUAGGGAACAAAAUUGUCCAUGUUAAUGUAGUGCUUGAUAAAAUAUUGUUAGUGUUCUUUUGUCAUUAACAAAAUAUAAUAAAAACUUCUCUAAUAUUAGUUUUAAAUUUAAAAUACUGGUUAAGGGUUAAAAGUUGAAAAAAUGUUUUAGCUUUACUAAUUAAUUAUGUUAAUAUAAUGUUAAUGCUG